GGAGCAGUAUACAAAGAACAUGGAACGAAUGUUUCUUCGGUGCUUGUACCGCAAGAAGUAGCUGAGGCUGUGCCUAUUGCUGAGCCUCAGCCUGCAACUGCACCUACGACGGUACCUGUACCUGUACCUGUACCUGUACCUGCUCCUGCUCCUGCUCCUCAGUCUGGAUCUGGGUCUGGAUCUGUAACAGAUUCAGAACUUGCAUUAGAGUCUGUACCUAUGGCUGUACAAGAAUCUGUUCCUGUUCCGGUAUCUACUCCAGAGCAAAAGCCUGAAAAAGAGAUCGUGAACGACGUGGAUACAAGCCUGGCUAUCCUGGAAGCACGCUGCAAACGUUUUGGAAUCCCGUUUGACCCCGAGAAGCACAGACCCAAAGCGCAAACGGUCCAAGCUCCCCAACGCCAGCAGAACAAUUACAGUCAGAAACUCUUGGAGCGACGCAAGCGGUUCGGCGCUACGACGACAGAGGAGGAGAAGAAGAACCAGAGGAAGCAGGAUAAUAAUAAGAAGAAGAAGGAGAGAGAGAAUACAAAGCAGCCGGCGUCGAAUCGACGCAUGUUCUCUGGAAUGAGUGAAGAAGAGAAGAGCAAAAUGGAGGCUCGCAUGAAGCGUUUUGGUUUAUCGGUACAAUAG
This is a messenger RNA of Blastocystis hominis, 633 nucleotides long. RefSeq lists its product as hypothetical. The transcript is spliced from 2 exons. NCBI's taxonomy places the organism in Eukaryota, Bigyra, Opalinata, Blastocystidae. The coding region runs from base 220 to 633 and encodes 137 amino acids. The record is from RefSeq and is a predicted model, not a curated record.